Schistocerca americana (American grasshopper) is the source of this 839-nucleotide messenger RNA. RefSeq names its product serpin B8-like. Gene Ontology annotation, molecular function: serine-type endopeptidase inhibitor activity. The record is from RefSeq and is a predicted model, not a curated record. The transcript is spliced from 5 exons. NCBI's taxonomy places the organism in Eukaryota, Metazoa, Arthropoda, Insecta, Orthoptera, Acrididae. Bases 57 to 839 code for a protein of 260 amino acids.
CUGGCAUCACGACAGAGACUGUGUUGUAUCUUGACUCCAAUUGAAUAUUCGAAAAAAUGCCUGAUGGAGAUUUCAGUGAUGCUCUGCAGACGGUGUCUCGAGCAAACGAUCUCUUCACAGCUGACAUGUUCAGGGUAUUGGCAGAAGAGCAAGGUAAUUUAUUCUUCUCACCCUGGAGCAUACAGGUAAUUCUGGCGCUAGCGUUUCUCGGAGCUGGCGGAAACACAGCCAAGCAGAUGGCGAGAGGUCUGCGUCUUCCUGAAGAUAAAAAUGCCACUGAAGAAGGUUUCAGUGAAAUACUGCAACAACUGAAGGAAUCCGACGAUGUUAUCCUUAGAGUAGCUAAUAGGAUAUUUGUGAAGCAGAAUUUUACCAUUAAAGAGCGGUUCAAGCAGUCAGCGAAGAAAUUCAUGGGUGCAGUGGAAGAGAUGGAUUUUCGGGAUCCAGGAGCGGCAGGUGUUAUAAAUUCUUUGGUAUCGGAGAUAACAAAUGGAAGAAUAAACCAAGUAAUAGGGCAGGAAAUUAAACAAGAAGUUGACAACAAUAAGACUUACUGGGAUGAAAAAAUUGAUAACAUUUUGUUGCAAGUCCAAGCAGUUAAUACCCAAGUGGGUGAUCUUUCGAACAGAGUUGGCAGUGUUGAGGAAAAAAUUGGAUCUGUGGAAGCAAAAGUAAAUGAAAUUGAUGCUAAGUUGAGUGAUGAAAUUAAUACUGUAAAAAAUGAGUUACUGGCAGAUAGGGAAAGAAAUGUAAUUGAUUUUAAUGAGAUAAAAUGGGAAAUUAAAAAUUUGGAUGAGAACACAAAAGUUUUAGUAAAAAAUGUAGAACAAAAAAAUUGA